AAUCUGAUCCAUGGAGGCCAUAAAUUGCAACUUAAAGUACUACAGAUCUGCAGAUGACUUUUUUGUUUGUUAGAUACAACAUGAAGCCUUCAGAGGUCUUGCACAUAUAACACCUAUGCAAUGUUAUAUAUAGGCUGUUUAAUGUUCUGGUUGAUCUCACUUCCUUGGGUUUGGACACUUCAGCUGUUAGAGCAUGUGCUAUUUUGAGCUCGAGCGCUCUUGGCUGUGGCUCCGUAACUCCACACGAGGGCGAAGCGCUUCCACAGCGACGUGACUCGAGAAGAUCCGAGCUUCACCACUCCUUCUGACUCGUCUGCGAAAAACAAAACGAGAUCUAUAUACGUGAAUAUAUAUAUAUAUAUAUAUAUAUAUUUAUGUAUCUAGAUUUCUGUCGCUUUUGAAGUUGCACGUUUGAGUUGCACAUUUGAGCUGCAUCGCGCGCGCGCCUGCUGAAACCGGACGCUCGAAUGGGAGACAACGAUUACACCGAGCCGAUGGACGAGACGCCUCGAGACGACAGCGGCGCGGACAAAAUCGACAUGUCACUCGAUGAUAUCAUCAAGUUGAAUAAAAAAGAGGAGAAAGCAAACAGAGCUGCGAACAGAGCAAGAAACAGGCGGGUUUUAAACAGGAAUAAUGUACUGAAGAAGCUGAACCAGACACCACAGGCACGUAGAGGCAUCAGACGCGGUUCGCUGCAGUAUCAGGGGCCAGCCAGGUCACGUGGGCUGAACAGCAGAAGAGGUUUGGGGAGACUGAGCGGCGUGAGUCCUCUUGACAGAGCUGAGAAUGGAGAUGAGGAGGUUCAGAGCACAGCGUCUUUUAGAGGCUCGUUUCGUGGACGAGGGAGAGGACGAGGGAGAGGGAGAGGACGAGGAGGAUUUAGCAGGGGAGCUUUAUCAGCACGAGGUCAGCGAGUUCCCCAGAGAGGUGGAAGACCAUUUGUAUUGGACAGAGGAUUUUCGGCUAUGAGAGGCACUGGCAAAUUGGAAAGAUAUCAGAAAAUAAGAAGUCAGAGUACUGCAUCUUCUCCCGGGACAACAUUAACCGUGUCACUGCCCAAUGCAAAACCUCCACCUGUGACUCAGGUGAGGCCUCAACCUGGUGGUACACUGUUGAGGGGCAGGUCAUCUGAGGCACUGAACAGGCCAACACCAAAGGGCAUCAAUCUGCACUUUAAUUAUAAAGCAACCACAAACCAGACUCAGCUGUACCUGAACGAGCGCUUCACUACUUUGAGGCUGAGAGGCCAAGGCUCGAGAAUUACCAGAGAAAGUGGGAGGGGGCGGGGACAGGCUCGGGGACGAGGACAGAUUCGAGGACGAGGACAGGCUCGAGGACGAGGACUUUCUCGAGGAAGAGGAGAGAUUAGUGGAGGAAGAGGUGGAGCAAGAGGUGUGAUUAAAGAAGGACCGGCUAUGAUUAGAGGAGGAGGAGGAGGAGGAGGAGGAAGAGCUAGAGGUAGAGGUAGAGGUGGAGCAAGAGGAUCAGGCCGAACUGUGUUUCUUCAGUGAUCCCAGUCACAUGAGCUGAAUGCAAUGAGAUAUAUAUAAAGAAUAGAAUAUUUUAUUUACACUAAGCAUUUGGAGGAGGAUGGAGCCCUACGUAUAAAACGUGUUUUUACAAUCACAGAUUGCCGGAUUGCUUUUUUUCUGUUUAUUUUUUUUUUUAAAUCACGAGGUUGAGAGUUUGUUAAAUAACCAGCAUGUUAAGUAUACAACAGUGACAAAUGUAUUUUUAAGACGCUUGUAUUUGGGAUCCCAUUUGAAUGUUCUUAGAUCUGGACAUCACACACCAAACCACAAAAUUCAGAGUGCCUUAACAUUUAUUGUAAAUAAAUUUUUUGUUUACACAAUAUAGAUUUGUGUGUUAGCAAAAAAUCUUACAAAAUUGUUACACUAUUAAAAUAUACCACAUUUUAAAAAUCUUGUACCAUUUAAAGCUAUCAACUUCUAUUAAAUUAAGAUAUUUUCAAGUAA
This is a messenger RNA of Silurus meridionalis, 1979 nucleotides long. Its product is annotated as H/ACA ribonucleoprotein complex subunit 1. The transcript has 9 exons. The record is from RefSeq and is a predicted model, not a curated record. Bases 468 to 1514 code for a protein of 348 amino acids. NCBI's taxonomy places the organism in Eukaryota, Metazoa, Chordata, Actinopteri, Siluriformes, Siluridae. Gene Ontology annotation, biological process: mRNA export from nucleus. Gene Ontology annotation, molecular function: mRNA binding.